AUGACCCUGCGGCGGCUGCAGCCCAAGGAGGAGGAUGCGGCGGGGGCAGCUGCUCUGGAUCCGGGACCCGCGGGGGGCGGCCCCUUCCUGGCGCUGGGCGGCUGCCGGGCGGCCGAGAUGUAUCGGGCGCUGGCGGCCUCCGGAGGCACCUUGCCCCGGGCACGCAAGGGCUCUGGAUGCCGAUGGAAAUCUCUGAGCCAGUCCCCGGAGCAGCACCGGAAGGUGAUCACGCUGGAGAAGGAGGCAGAGGAGACAUUUGGGUUUGAGAUCCAGACCUAUGGACUCCACCACCAAGACAAGAAGAGUGUGGAAAUGUUCACCUUUGUCUGCCGUGUCCACGAGGGGAGCCCAGCCCAGUUAGCCGGGCUCACACCCGGAGACACCAUCACAGCAGUAAACGGGCUGAACGUGGAGGGCAUCCGACACCGCGAGAUCGUGGAAAUCAUCAAGGCCUCUGGCAACGUGCUCAGGCUGGAGAUGCUGUAUGGGACGUCCAUCCGGAGAGCAGAGCUGGAGGCACGGCUGCAGUACCUAAAGCAAACCCUGUAUGAGAAGUGGGGGGAGUACCGCUCGCUGAUGGUCCAGGAGCAGAGGCUGGUGCGUGGGAUUGUGGUGAAAGACCCCAGUAUCUACGACACGCUGGAAUCUGUCCGCUCCUGCCUGUACAGCGCUGGGCUCGCAAGCGGCUCCCUCGCCUUCGGGAAGAUGCUGUCAGGUGCGGGCAGUACCUCCAGCUGCGUCAGCACCGCCACUGAAGAGAGCGAGGACUCUGUCUACCAGACCUGCUUCUUUGACUCCGCCGAUUCCCUGGACGGGCACUCAGGGCGGGACGGGGGCAGCGCCCCCCCAGUCCUCUCCCAGCGCCGGCCCACCCUGACCCGCAGUGCCAGCGUCAAAUGCACCAGCAGCAGCAAUGGGGCCGUGGGGCACUUCUGGGACAGGCCAGGUGACCAAAAGAACUGCACAAUCACGCCCCACAAGAGCAAACACACCAGCUUCCGGAAACGGCUCCUCAGGUUCAUCCCGGGACUGAACCGCUCUCUGGAAGAGGAGGAGAGCCACCUGUAGGGGGUGCUGGCUGCAGGGGUGGAGCACAGGGGACAAGGGGGGCCAUGGAGCAGCCAAGUUUUACGCAGUUUGGUUUAUUUAUAUAUUUAUUAUCUCGGUUGGUGCCAAUGCACUGGCAGAGCAUGGUGCUGGGGCCUGGGUUUCAGAGCUGGGGGGCGCCUCUGCUGUGAAGGGCACAGGGGAUUUUUGCUCCCCCCACAGAAGGAGAAACAUGUAAGGGAAUGGGGGGGAGGGCAGCAGGAGCUGGAUCUAGCCCCAGCGGCAGCCUGGGUGCCUGCUUGUGGGAACUGCUGGAGGAGGGAACUGGGCCUGUCUGCACAGUUAGGGGGCAUUUUCAGGUGUCCUGGGGGAAUGGGCCAUGGGGGGCCCUUUGCUUCCAGACCUCAUGUGACCAAACCCCUCCAAUAGCUCUGGGGGCACAUGAGCUGAUGAGUCAGAGCUUGUCUGGGGCAGCAUCAAACGGGCUCUGCCCUCAGGCCAGUACCAUCAGCAGGGAGGCCACAGGAGGAGAGAGAAACUACUCCUUCCUCGAGCAGGAGGCAUGGGAGAGGCUGGCCAUGCCCCUGCCUGUGUCUCCCGGGGGCCAGGUUGCAGUGGAAGUGCAGGACUGUCUCGGAAAGAGAGGGAUCCUGGUGCUACCCCAGAGUGCUCUGAACGGAGCAGUAGCCAGCAGGAUCUCCGAGCGGGCGCCCUCUUCCCCAAUGCAGCACGGAGCAUCCUGGCCCAGAGAGGUGUGGGGUCCCCUGCCUGCUUUCCCCUGGAAGGCGUCCAGCAGCCAGUGGCUCUGCUCUGUUCCAGCCACAUCCUCCUCCCGUCUCUGCAGCGCUGGGGCUCUGCGUGACUUUCUGCGAAGUCUGGUGCUUCUGUGUCAGCCCUAUUUAUGGCACUGGCUCUCAGCACACAGGUGACUGAACCUGGGGGUGUCUGUCUCUCCACCACACCACUCCGCCCGGUGACGCAUUGACUGGAGUGAGAAGAUCCCUUUGUAACCGCCUGACGCCAGCAGAACUGCUCAGCCCACUGGUGUGCACGGGCUGUCACGUGGCCGGGAGAGACCGCUCGGGCUGCUGAGCACCCUGCAGGAUCACACCCAUGGGGUGGCUGCCGCAGGCAAGCUAGCAUCGUACUGGGGUGUGUCCACUCUCUGGAAGGAGGAGUCGGCACUCAGGGACAGCCCUGGCCUGAGAGCGGGAUGGGGCUGUACUGGGUGACCUGCAGCCCUUAAGGAAAAGGCUUUACAGCUCCAUCUUCACUGGCUGCGGGAGGGGAGAGAACCUGGUUCCAUGGAGCAGAGGGGAACGUCUCAGCAAAGCUGGUUCUUAUCUCAGGAAAUAGCCACAGGAAGAGGGUGGCUCAGCAAGUGAGGGCUCCCUGCUGGAUAAAAUGGAGCCCCUGCCCCCCAGGCAGUGCUAAUAGCAGAGGGGAGUGGGGCUG
Molecule: messenger RNA, 2502 nt
Organism: Gopherus flavomarginatus (Mexican gopher tortoise)
Lineage: Eukaryota; Metazoa; Chordata; Testudines; Testudinidae
Gene: TAMALIN
Product: trafficking regulator and scaffold protein tamalin
Exons: 8
Coding region: 1-1068 (355 amino acids)
Biological process (GO): signal transduction
Cellular component (GO): plasma membrane
Molecular function (GO): protein binding
Source: RefSeq, a predicted model, not a curated record